UAUGGCGGCCGAGUUUUGCUGGGAGGAUGCUGCUGUCGCCCGUGAUGACUGUUCUGCCAUCAAAAUGUGAACGGAAUAACGACUCUAAAGGGAAAGGAAACCGCUAUAAAGGCCUGUCGCCGUGAUCUAAAGGAUGGCCAGGCUCGCCGAUUACUUUCUGGUGGUCGGAUAUGAUCUCGAAAAGAGAGGGGGUGGUGAGGGUCAAGGCCGGAUUCUCCAGCGUUUCCCAGAGAAGGACUGGGAGGAUAACCCCUUCCCCCAAGGCAUUGAGCUGUUUUGUCAGCCCAGUGGUUGGCAGUUGGUUGCCGAGCGGCAGCCGCCCUCCUUCUUUGUGGCCGUGCUGACGGACAUCAACUCGGAGCGACACUACUGCGCCUGCUUCACCUUCUGGGAGGGCGUAGACAACCCACAGCUGCGGAAGGAGGAGGCUAGCGAGGCGGACGAGGAUGAGGGACCUGGGGAGCCCCUGCCUGCACAACUCUACGGCCCCAAGAGCCUGGUGGUGGUGUCACGGCUCGACCACACCGAGGUGUUCAGGAACUGUCUGGGUUUGAUCUACACAGUUCAUGUGGACAGCCUUAAUGUUCCCUUGGAAACGGUCAUCGGAAACCUCCUCACCUGCACCAUUCCCAUCGCCGGGGGCUCUCAGACGGAUGAGUCGUCAGUCUGUAGUUUAAACUUGGUUCCUCUGAACCUAACCUGUGACUGGCUACUGGGCUGUUUCCAGCCGGAAGAGGAGGAGAGUGAGGACAGCUCGAGGACCAUAACCUUGGGGGCGGGAGACAGGCAGGUUAUCCAAACGCCAAUCAACGAUUCCCUGCCUGUGAGUGGCUGCAGCGUGUCCCAGCUCUUCAGACAGCUCGGCAUAGUGAAUGUGCUGUAUCUGUUCUGCGCUGCUUUGACGGAGCACAAGAUCCUGUUCCUGUCGAGCAGCUACCAGCGCCUCACCGACGCCUGCAGAGCACUCCUCGCCAUUAUGUUCCCCCUCAAAUACAGUUUUACAUAUGUGCCCAUUCUUCCUGGUAAGCUGCUGGAGGUUCUCAGUACUCCCACCCCCUUCAUCAUCGGCGUCAACUCAUUCUUUCGCUCCGAGACGCAAGAGCUGUUAGAUGUCAUCAUCGCUGAUCUGGACGGUGGGACUGUGACCAUUCCGGAGUGUGUGCACAUCUCCCUGCUGCCCGAGCCACUGCUACAGCACACACAGACGGUCCUCUCCAUGGUCCUGGAUCCUGAGUUAGAGGUGGCAGACCAUGCCUUUCCCCCUUCCUCAAUACAGCCCUCCACGCAGAAGAUCCAGGAUAAGGAGAUUCGGGCCAUAUUUCUGUGGCUCUUUGCACAGCUGUUCCAGGGUUACCGCUGGUGUCUCCACAUCAUCCGUAUUCAUCCUGAGCCAGUCAUUCGCUUUCACAAGGCUGCAUUCCUGGGCCAGCGAGCUCAGACGGAGGAUGACUUCCUGACGAAGGUCCUGGACGGGAUGGCCUUCGCUCGCUUCGUGUCCGAGCGGGGUCCGCCGUACCGCCCCACCGACCUGUUCGACGAACUGGUAGCCAAUCAGGUGAAGCGGAUUCGUCAGGAAGAGACCAUGCCACGCAAAGUGCUCAGUCACGCCAAGGAGCUCGCUGAACAGCUGUUUAAAAAUGAGAACCCGUACCCCGCUGUGGCCAUGCAUAAGGUGCAGCGUCCGGCCGAUGUGACGCAGUCGCGGCCCUUCACCGGCCCCUCCUGCUGCUUCCCCCAUCUGGACGAGGUGACGGUGCAGCUGUUCAUCGACCACGCCAACGCCAAGCUCAAGAGCGCCCCGCCCGUCGUCCGGCCCGAGCUCAAGGCCAUGGUGCCCUCCGGGCCACCACUGGUGGACUUUGUGGACCGCAACGGUAACGUGCUGGCUAACAGUGCACGGCGGUUAGAGGUUGUGCGGAACUGCAUCAACUACAUCUUUGACAACAAGAUGCUGGAAGCUAAGAAGCUGAUGCCAGCGGUGUUGCGUGCGCUGAAGGGCCGUGCGGCGCGUGUGUGUCUCACGCAGGAGCUCAACCAGCACGUCCUGCAGAACCGAGCCGUGCUGGACGACCAGCAGUUCGACUACGUCGUCCGCAUGAUGAACUGCACUCUACAGGACUGCUCCCAUAUGGAUGAGCAUGGUAUUGCAGCUGCCCUUCUGCCCCUCGUCACUGCCUUCUGUCGAAAACUGGGUGGAGGCAUUACUCAGUUUGCCUACAGCUGUGUGCAGGAGCACAUGGUGUGGACCAACAUGCAGUUCUGGGAGGCCAUGUUCUACAGCGACGUGCAGAAGCACAUCAGGGCUCUCUACCUGGAGACGGACGCGGACUCACCCAACACGGACCAGGAGGCCGUGCCGUCGUCGGGGUCGGGCUCGGUGCUGGGCUCGCCGGCGGAGCAGAGCGCCCUGGAGCUGGCGUCGGAGCAGAGCCGGCUGUGGCCCACGCUCACCAAGGAGCUGCAGCAGGAGCGCGUGCAGAAGGAGGAGAGCACGGUGUUCAGCCAGGCCAUCCACUACGCCAACCGCAUGAGCUACCUGCUGCUGCCGCUCGACACCAGCAAGAACCGCCUGCUCCGCAACACCGGCCUCGGGGACGGGGAGAGCGUCAGCAACAGCUACCUCACCAACAGCAUCGCGGGCAGCAUGGCUGAGAGCUAUGACACGGAGAGUGGCUUUGAGGACGCCGAGACGUCGGACGUGGCCAACUCGGUGGUGCGCUUCAUCAACCGCUUCGUGGACAAAGUGUGUAACGAGAGCGGGGUCACCAACGACCACCUGAAGGCACUGCACACCAUGAUUCCAGACAUCGUCCAGAUGCACAUCGAGACGCUGGACGCCGUGCACCGGGAGAGUAAGCGGCUGCCGCCCAUCCAAAAGCCCAAGCUGCUGAGGCCCACCCUGCUGCCCGGUGAGGAGCUGGUGAUGGACGGCAUGCGGGUCCACCUGAUGUCCGACGGCCGCGAGGAGGCCACGGGGCUGAUGGGAGGUCCGCCGCUGCUGCCUGCCGAGGGCGCCAUCUUCCUCACCACCUACCGCCUCGUCUUCAAGGGCACGCCCAACGACCCGCUGGUGGGGGAGCAGGUGGUGACGCGCUCGUUCCCGGUGGCUUCUCUGACGAAAGAGAAGCGCAUCUCCGUCAGCCUCCCCAUGGACCAGUUCCUCCAGGAGGGCCUGCAGCUCCGCUCCAGCACCUUCCAGCUGAUGAAGGUGGCGUUUGACGAGGAGGUGGCGUCGGACCUGGCUGAGGUGUUCCGGAAGCAUCUGCAUAAGCUGCGCUACCCGCAGCACGUGCAGGGCACCUUCGCCUUCACCGUGGGCCACUCGGCCAAGAUGGUGGUGGAGCACAAGACCAAGGACAAGAACCAGUCCCUCAAAACCCUGUCUAAAAACCUGGUGAAGAGUGCAAAGCGUACGAUUGGCCGGCAGUACGUGACGCGGAAGAAGUACACUCCGCCCACCUGGGAGAACCGCAGCAGCCUGCCGUCAGAGAUGGACGAGGACGAGAUCUCUGUGUGUGAAGAGCCAGACCAGAGCUCCCUGACGCUCUCCUCCACCAUCCGCUCGUCCGACCGCCAGACCAUGAGCAACGUGGUGGAGCGCGCCUGUUGCCGUGACUACCAGCGGCUGGGCCUGGGCACGCUCAGUAACAGCCUGACGCGCUCCAAGAACGAGCCCUUCCGCAUCUCCACCGUCAACCGCAUGUACACCGUCUGCAGGAGUUACCCGGGGCUGCUGAUCGUGCCGCAGAGUGUUCCGGACUCCACCAUCCAGCGGAUCUCGCGCUGCUACCGGCAGAACCGGUUCCCCGUGGUGUGCUGGCGGAACUCGCGCACCAAAGCCGUUCUGCUGCGAUCGGCGGGCCUGCACGCCAAAGGGGUGGUGGGCUUCUUCAAGUCCCCCAACGCCCCCUCUGCAGGGCCCUCUCAGGCCGACUCGACGAGUCUGGAGCAGGAGAAGUACCUGCAGGCCAUCGUCAGCUCCAUGCCCUCCUAUAGCGAGGCCGGCGGCCGGAACACACUGAGUGGGUUCACUUCCACGCACAUGAGCUCGUCAGACUCAAGUGAUAAGUUGCGGCAACCCAAGAUUGGUGCUCUGAUGAAACAGGUGAUGGGAGGCAAAGAGGACAUGCCCGGAACCUUUAGCAGAGGAGCUCUGGGUCAGAAGGCUAGGGUGGUGUCUCUCACCCCGUCCCGAGUCUCCUCCCACCGCACGCCCCGAGGUAAGUGGGGCAGUAUCCGUGGCAGUGGGCGUCUGAGUGCCUACAACCCUGAUGUGGGAAACCGGCUGGCGGCGAAAGACUCUCCUCAGCCCAAUGGAGGCCCUGCAGACACCUUCUUCAGACAGCAGAGGGCCUACCUCUACAUCAUCGGAGACAAGGCCCAGCUCAAGGGCGGGAAGCAGGACUCGUUCCAGCAGUGGGAGCUGGUGCCCAUCGAGGUGUGUGACGUGCGGCAGGUGAAGAACAGCUUCAAGAAGCUGAUGAAGGCCUGCGUCCCCUCCACGCCCACCGCCGACCCCAACAUGUCCUUCCACCGCUGCCUGGAGGAGUCCGAGUGGAUGAACCUGUUACACAGAGUGCUGCAGGUGUCAGUGUUGGUGGUGGAGCUGCUGGAUUCGGGCUCCUCUGUGAUGGUCAGCCUAGAGGACGGAUGGGACGUCACCACUCAGGUGGUGUCUCUGGUGCAGUUGCUCUCUGACCCCUACUACCGGACGUUCGACGGCUUCCGGCUCCUGGUGGAGAAGGAGUGGCUUUCGUUUGGCCAUCGCUUCAGUCACCGCGGCGGCCAGACCCUCGCCAGCCAGAGCAGCGGCUUCACACCCGUCUUCCUGCAGUUCCUCGACUGCGUGCACCAGAUCCACCUUCAGUUCCCCAUGGAGUUUGAGUUCAGUCAGUACUACCUGAAGUUCCUGGCCUACCACUACGUGUCCAACCGCUUCCGGACUUUUCUACUCGAUUCUGACUAUGAGCGCAUUGAGCUGGGGGUGUUAUAUGAGGAGAAAGGUGAGCGCAAGAACCCCCAGGUGUGUAAGUCGGCUUGGGACUACAUUGACCGGCUCAACAAGAAGACGCCCGUCUUCUUCAACUACAUGUUUGCUCCGGAGGACGAGGAGGUGCUGAAGCCCUACAGCUUCAUCUCCAACCUGAAGGUGUGGGACUUCUACACGGAGGAGACGCUGGCCGAGGGCCCGUCGUACGACUGGGAGCUGGCGCGCGGGCGGCAGGAGCGCGUUGCCGAGGAGACGGCCUCCGUGGCGGGCGUGGAGCGGCCAGACACCGCCGCACCCAAGUCCCAGCGCCGCAUCGUCUGGCCCUGCUACGACAACACCAGCCGCGUGCUGCCCGACGCCAUCACCAAGCUGCUGCAGGAGGUGCAGGCGCUGGAGCUGGAGUUGGGGCAGGUGUCGGAGAAAUGGAAGGAGUCCUGGGACAAGAUCAAGACCACCCAGAGAACUGAGACCAGACUGGAGAGCAGGCACUCCUUCUCCAGCUCGCUGCUCAUGUCGUCCAACCUGAGCCACCAGCGGCGCUCGCAGGGCGUGUACCUGCAGGAGAGCAGCGUGGGCUCCUCCAUCAACCUGGCGCUGGACUGCGAGGCCUCGGCCGGCUCCACGCCCGCCGCCGGGCGCACCUCCACCAGCACCCUCUACUCGCAGUUCCAGAGCACGGAGAGCGAGAACAGGAGUUAUGAAGGUAUCCUAUACAAGAAAGGGGCUUUGCUGAAGCCGUGGAAGCCUCGCUGGUUUGUCCUGGACAAGACCAAACACCAGUUGCGUUACUAUGAGUCCCGUAAGGAUAAGGAGUGUAAGGGCAUGAUUGAGCUGGCGGAGGUGGAGGCUGUCAUUCCAGGCAUGCCCACCAUGGGGGCGCCAAAGCACAUAGAGGAGAAAGCCUUCUUCGACCUAAAAACGACCAAACGUGUGUAUAACUUCUGUGCGGAGGACAGCGGGAAUGCGCAGUUGUGGAUGGACAGUGUUCAGAGCUGCCUCUCCGACGCGUAGGACGGGGACGAGUCCCAGCUUCAAAUGAACGACCAAUCAGACCUUUCAGCCACAUCACAUGACCCUGCCUCCGGGGGAUGGCGUCUUGAUGGACAGCAUCGUGGGGCCAAUCACGCUUGUUCCCCCCCCUCCCUCCUCCGGUGGAUGGGUGGAGACUGAUGUGGCGAUGGGCGGGCCUUUAGCGUGUGGCGCUCUCUGUUUGGUGUUUUCCCUGUCGAACUUUGAUGAUGUCACAUCACCAAGUCUCAGUGUUGUUUUUUUUUUAAUGAAAGAAAGAAAAAAAGACUCAAAAAAAAAAAAAAAGUAAAGCCCCUUGAAGUCUUGGUUGGCCUUAAUCGACCCUCCUGUCAAACACACACUCACACACACACAGACACGCACACACACACACACACACACACGGACAUAUGUGUGUGUAGGAGUAGUGUGUGCUUGUGUGUAUAUAUGCAGCAGACUCACUAACCACUAGCCCUACUGCCCCCUACCUUUUGCGGAGGAUUUUACGGCAUGAUGUCAUCCGAAGUCCAGUUUACUGAAGCAGCAGGGGCAGCAGUGUGGACCAGCAUGCGCCACCACUGACCACUCUCUCCACACACUCCCCCACCAGAGAAAGAGACUCGCUCUGUUACCACACGGUGAUGCCCCUAUUACACCAUGACCGCCCUCGUUUUUCUCCCCCCCCCCCCCGUCCUGAUCUCACAGCGCUGCACUGCCAGCAGGGCAACGGUUACACACACACACAAACACACACACACAACACACACACACACACACACACACACACACACACACACACACACACACACACACACACACACACACACACACACACACACACACACACACACACACACACACACACACACACACACACACACACACACACACACACACACACAUACAUACAUACAUACAGACACACACAUACACACACUGCCGAUUCCUUCCCUUUAAUCUGUGAUGAUGACGUUGAUGCUACAUUGUCUCCUUAUGCUCUGGCUUUGCACAAGACCAGCGGUUCAUGAAGGACUUUUACUCUGAAAUCAGUUCCACACCUCACCCCCAUCUCUCUCUUGUGAGAAAGGAGGGUUGAAGCUCGUCAGUGCCCCCUGUUGGGCAAAGUGUGUAUUGUAUUUUUUCCCCACCUCGUCGAGGACCAUCUCUUGGCUUUCCCUCUCACUCUUGUGCCAGUUGGAGAUUACCUGCGCUCAGAUGUUAGCUCGUUUACACCGAAGUCACUCCAGUUUCUCCUCAGCAAGUAGAUAUAUACGCAGAGAGAAAAAAAAACACUUUAUUUCACAACUGAAGGGAUGAUGACGCAAGGAAAAAAGGAGGGAUAUAUUUUGAUAGUAAAUUUAUGCAUAGAAUGAAAUAAUACAUUGAAUAUGGAUGGGGGGGGGGGCGAUUUUAAGAAAAGAUGUAAGGGGAGUGUUAGUUUGUGUUCACAUCCCAUAGUGAUGCAAGGCGGUAUAAUUGGUUGUCAUGACGAGAGAGUCUGUAGAGGGGUUAGAGGUCGAAAGGUCAUGAACUGACUGUCCAGUAGUCUAGUUGUUUUAAAGGCUGUUUUAUGGAACCCAGCCGUCUCGAUAGCAAUGCGUUCAUAUCUGGUUAGACAUUUCUGAAGGGCCGUGUGUAGGAGGACGGGGGGCAGCGGAGGGGUCAACAGUAGCCACUGUUGGGUAGCAGAGGCUGGCGCCUGGUUACUGUAGUCAUGGAAAUGAACACAGUAGACUUGAGUGGGGGCAUGAAGACACACACACACACACACACACACAUAUACACUUACACACCAUAAAGUCACUCUUUGUAGAAUAUGGGUGUGUGUGUUUGCGUUCAUUUUCUCAGUGAUUGGUCACCACUAGCUGAGUUCUGCCGUUUGUGUGUGUGUGUGUGUGUGAGUGUGUAUAUGUGCACGUGUGGGUGUGUGUGUGUGAGGACUUAAGCUCCUGUAAUCAGCAUGUCUUCCAGAAACUGUGUGUUGGCCUGCAGAAGAGGAGUGUGUGUGUACAGUACGUACGUGUAUGUGUGUGUGUGUGUGUGUGUGAGCGCGUGCCCCCCUAAAGUGUUUUCCCCUCAGCCAGGAGAUGUAGCCAUUAGCGAUUUUUAGCCAAGCCAUUCGUUUUGUUUUGUUCUCACCGCUGGGCUCUCAAUUUGCCGAAGAAGUAUCACAUUUAUUGUACCUAUCAACUUUCCUCCACUCCAUUUAAGCAGCGCAACCACAAGAACCCAGCUAUUCCCGCUCAUCUGUAUACACAUACACACACACACACACACACACACACACGUGCAUACACACACACAUGCAAUUGACAUUACAGUGUAAAAUAUGGUUGUACUGCUGUUUCGUUGAAUUGUUUUUUUUUUUUUUUUUUUCGAAUUGUAGAUUUUUGUUCUAAUAACGGCUUUGUAUAUACUACUCAGAGUUGUAUGUAACAUUUAUGGUAGUAAUUUAUUUAACUUUUUUUGUCUUCUUAAGAAACAAAAGUUCUUUUCAAGCACCUCUCUUUUUGAGUUAGAUAAAUCAAAUAUGUGCCAUUUGUUUAUCUCUGUAUUAACGUAACUAAUGCUUUUGUUUUUUGAGAACUUUAAAUACUGCUAAUAGGGUUUUUAAGAAGAAACCCUCAUUGUGUUGUUUAAAAAGAAGUUGGUUUAAAAUGGUUGUCCUAAUUCCCCCCUGUGUGUGCCCAUGAUGGGAGGAGCCUGAGAAAGAAGCAGUGCAUCAGACAGCAUUUUGUUGCCAUGGUGAAUUGUGUUUUGUUUUGUUCUUGUUUGGUUAACCAAGUUACGGUUUGGUUGGGAGUUUGGGGGGGUUUAUCACUCUCGCACUCUAAACACAGACAACACACUCUUCACAGGCCUACCCUGACUUCCUCACAGUUUUUUUGAUGCACAAUCUCCACAUCUUUCAUACAGAGCAAAAAUGAAUUAGAGCAUUUUUUUAUUUAUUUUCUUUUCGUACUUUUCUUAUUUCGGUUCUCCUUCCCUUUUUCUGUUUUUUAAAAAAGAAAAGAAAUAGAAAUAUUCUGCUGAGCCGGGUUCUUUUUUUUGUCAAUCAUGUAAAAUAUUUUUUUAGGAUUAAAAAUGAAAACAGUGAGUUUCAUUGUCACUGGGCCUUGCUUUUGUUUCUUUUCUUUUUUUUUUAAUUUGUAAUUUGAUGUGUCUGCUCUGCUUCCCAGACGUCUUGUGUGUCUCUCAUACUAGUUGUUUCCUGUUUGUUUUGUAAAGUGUUCUUUCUUUCUUCUUUUUUUUUUUUUUUUUGAAUCCAAAUGGAAGACCCAUCAGGUCAGCUUCCUCCUCCUCCUUCUCCUCCUCCUCCUCCCUGUUUGUCACGAGGGAAUGUCCAUCUGUGCUGUACAGUACGCAGUCCUUUAAUAAACGCUGAUGGUAGGCCAUUAAACAGCUGCCCAUAAGUCCCCAUCUAAUGAUUUUA
This is a messenger RNA of Sardina pilchardus (European sardine), 9431 nucleotides long. RefSeq names its product SET binding factor 1 (gene sbf1). Gene Ontology annotation, molecular function: guanyl-nucleotide exchange factor activity. Bases 134 to 6001 code for a protein of 1955 amino acids. The record is from RefSeq and is a predicted model, not a curated record. NCBI's taxonomy places the organism in Eukaryota, Metazoa, Chordata, Actinopteri, Clupeiformes, Clupeidae. Gene Ontology annotation, cellular component: cytoplasm; membrane. The transcript is spliced from 44 exons.